AUGAGGUCCUUUCAAAGUUCUGCCGGAGGGGCCACCACUGGCGGGGGUGAAUCGCUUUUUCGCGCCCCUGACCUGCCGUCGGCGCCGCCCUUCUCGGCGGCAUGUCUGGUGGAUAUCAGCAGCACGGCCACCAUCACACUGUCGUUCUACCUCACCGUGGUCGAGCCCACCUUGCGUCGUCGGCUAAGGCGUCGCAGGGGCCGUUUCAUCGCGCGAAAGGCCCCAUCGGUGUUCGUCCGCGGCGUCCUAUUCAGCCCGGUGGAGCCGAAGCUGCAGCACGCGGAGUGGGCCCCGACCUGGGGGGACUAUUUGGCCACCCGUCGGCGAUGCGGCCUCACAGCGACGGGGGCCUCCCUGGCCUCCGCGCGGGCGGUGUGGGGGGAGGCGCGUCCGCUGCUCGGAGGGAAGCUCAAACCGCCCAUUCGUCUGCGGCUCGCGGACUCAUCUCCCCACCCCUCUCACCCUUUGUCGUGUGAAGAAGGAGGCCCGUCUGAUGUGUAUGCGGAGUGCUUUCGCGUGGAUAGCUUCAUCCCGAUGAAACUGCAGGUUCAACAGGCGGUGCGGCAUUUGCUACGGUACCGCCGACCCAAAGGGAACACGGCGGACGGGGGUGAGGUUCCUAACUCGGUCGUGCUGCGAGGGUCCGGCUCCUCGACGACUGUGGAACCACUAAACCUCAUUCACCUCAUCGCCGUGGUAUGCCCGGAUCAUUUCUCUGACGACUACGUCGACUUCUUUAUGAAACUACACCAGGUGACGCGACGUGGUGGAGGGGAGAACAUCGAUAUUUGGGGACUCGGCUCGACUCCGGCAGCGAAUCAAUCCGAUUGCCCCUUCGAAGGGCAUCGGGCGACGAUGUCAGAGGAAGUGGAGAGGGGCGAAGAAGUGGAGUGCCUCGUAUUUAACAGUCGAGAACUGGUAGGGUGCGUCUACGUCUGA
Molecule: messenger RNA, 939 nt
Organism: Phytomonas sp. EM1
Lineage: Eukaryota; Euglenozoa; Kinetoplastea; Trypanosomatida; Trypanosomatidae
Source: the annotation of a GenBank genome assembly